AUGGCAUCUAGAUCGGAAUUGAUUCAAUGGUUGAACACUACUUUGGAACUUAACUAUACCAAGGUUGAGCAAUGUGGUAGUGGUGCAGCAUAUUGUCAAUUAAUGGAUUUGAUUUAUGGAGGAGUUCCAGUUCAUAAGGUGAAAUUUGAAUCUGCUCAUGGCGAGUAUGAUUAUCGUCAUAAUUUCAAGAUCUUACAAGCGUCAUUCACUCGUAAUCAUAUUACCAAAGUUAUAGAUGUGGAAAAGUUGAUCAAAUGUCGGUUACAAGAUAAUUUGGAACUUCUUCAAUGGUUCCGCAAACAUUGGAUGGACAAUAAUCAAGGUGUUAACCCUACCUACGAACCUAAGACUAGAAGAAAAGCACUGACAGGGAAUAGUACCAGUGAACUUACCAUUCCCAAAACAAGAGGAAGAAUCAAUCCACUGUUGCAUGAUACGCCAUCAAGAAAUGUCAGUACUAGUUCUGUGAAUAGUGUAAGAUCUUCAGGAAAAGCCUCCACUUCGGGUCCAAAUUCUAGAAGAAGUACACUUACAGGUUCUCGUUCCAGUACUAACAUCAUUGUUAACGGAGGUGAAUCAAAUGGUUCUAGACGUUCAAUAGUACCAUCUGGAAGCAAUUCAACUCUUCGGAAAGUAUCCACAGAAGUCGCAGAUGAUGGAGCGAAACAAUUGAUGCAAAGAAAGAUUGAUACGCUUCAAUCUCAAGUGAAUCUGUUGACCGAAGAACUAAAGGAAACUACAGUUUCUGCCGAGUCUUUGGAAACUGAACGAAACUUUUAUUUCAAUAAAUUAAGAGAUAUUGAAAUUCUCACUCAAAACAUCAAAGAUGGUCAAGAAAACGACAAAUACCCUGAAUUAACAAGAUUAACUGUUAUGGAAUAUAAUGAUAAAAUACAGGAAAUCCUUUACUACACUGAAGAAGGAUUCCAUAUAUCAGAAACAGCUGAUAACAUGGAGCAAGAUGUUGAUAUUGAAGAUGAAAUGUUUUAG
This is a messenger RNA of Lizanozyma spartinae, 990 nucleotides long. Its product is annotated as microtubule-binding protein. The coding region runs from base 1 to 990 and encodes 329 amino acids. Lineage: Eukaryota; Fungi; Ascomycota; Pichiomycetes; Serinales; Debaryomycetaceae. Gene Ontology annotation, biological process: protein localization to microtubule plus-end; spindle assembly; regulation of microtubule polymerization or depolymerization. The record is from RefSeq and is a predicted model, not a curated record. The transcript has a single exon. Gene Ontology annotation, cellular component: microtubule plus-end; spindle midzone; cytoplasmic microtubule. Gene Ontology annotation, molecular function: microtubule plus-end binding.